Molecule: messenger RNA, 258 nt
Organism: Blepharisma stoltei
Lineage: Eukaryota; Ciliophora; Heterotrichea; Heterotrichida; Blepharismidae
Source: the annotation of a GenBank genome assembly
AUGAUUAGUGCACUGAGCUGAGAGGUUAAAACAGCCAAUGAAGUGCUUCUGAAGCAAACCCUAUAUGGAAAGAACUAUUGGGUAAAAUUUGGUCAUAAAAUGGGCAACCAACAGUUAAAAAAUACAUUUGGGAGCUUUAAAUAUGAUUCUUCAGAAUCCAAAAUCGUUUUAAAAUAUUUUACUCAUUCAUUCUUUGGUAAAUCGUUGUGAACGACUAUAAAUUUCUUGAAUUUUUUUAAGCCUUCUUUAAAAGCAUAG